AUGGCCGCAUUGAUCGAUCCCACCGUCAAGGGCAGAUACCCCGUCGUCCUCGGCGAGGGCAUGCUCGACAAGACGUCUAACGACAUCUUCACCGGCAUCCGCUACAACCACAAGCCGGACUUAUCCGCGAGCGAUGCGCCCGCCCACGCCCGCCUUAAGCCGUCCCUGCCGGGCAAGACGACCUCGUAUGAUCUCUCCUAUACCGAUGGCGGCUCCUCGUACGCCUAUACCGGGACGCGCAGCGUUGACGAUAACCAAUACGUCCUGCACUUUGACCCUGAGCGCAAGGUCUUUAUUCUCGAUAAAGUCGACUCGACUUUCAACUUGAACAUCACCCGCCUCCCGAGUAACUCGGACCCCGCUCGGCUCGCCCGACAGUACCCUCACCUCGACAACCAGAAGCCUGACGCCAAAAAGAACGCCACGGACAGGCCUAAGCCCAAGCCCGCUGCCAAGCCACCUGCCAAGAACCCCGCCCAGCAGACAAGGCAGCCGAGGCGCAAGACGGAAAAGAAGCAGCCUCAGCCGCCAAAGGACGUGGCUCUCUCUCUGCCCAAACCCGAGCCGCCCAAGCAGGACAAGAAGAGCUCGAAUCGCGCCGAAAAGGACGAGGAUGACGAGGACGAGGACGACGGCGACGGCGACCUGCUCGUCGAGUAUCCCGGCGGCAACAACGCGGCCGCCAAGCUGACCGACUUCUCGCCCGCCUUUCCCGCCUUUCCCCAGCCGCGCCGCUUCGACGACUUCAUGGACCAGCGCGACUCAGAGGGCGAUGCCGACGGCGAGAGCGACGGCGAUGUCGACUUCGACUUCAAGCUGCCCAGCCCCGUCAACCACAACAUCCAGGUGGCCCCGGCGGCGGCGGACGGCCAUGCCGACGACGCAUUCGCCGCCGCCGACGAGCCCGGUAGCGCCGCCGACAUGGAGGACGACCUGGAAAAGGAAAUGGAAAUCGCCUUCGAGGACUUGGCCAAUAGUCAGGAGGGAAGCCCCGACGGCGGCGACGAGAGCGAGAUUAGCGAGGAGGACUAG
This is a messenger RNA of Hirsutella rhossiliensis, 1032 nucleotides long. Its product is annotated as RNA polymerase II transcription elongation factor domain-containing protein. The coding region runs from base 1 to 1032 and encodes 343 amino acids. Lineage: Eukaryota; Fungi; Ascomycota; Sordariomycetes; Hypocreales; Ophiocordycipitaceae. The transcript has 2 exons. The record is from RefSeq and is a predicted model, not a curated record.